AUGUCACCUGAAGCAUACAAGGCCCACCACCAAAGGGCGACGACCCUCCCGGACGCCGACACAUUCAAGGAAGUCACAGUGCUCUACCCACCUCGACCUGCAACUAUCGAAAACGGACCCAGAGACGACUGCACACUGGAAGUCAAUGACCGGGACUGUACGCUCGAAUUCAGUGACCGAGACUGCAACCUCGAGCUGAACCAAUAUGUCGAUGACAACCACACAGACAAGCAGGUUGAGGCCGGCACGGCCAACCCAGCGGAUGAGAGUGGACGGCAGUCUACAGUAGAUGGCAAACUGGAUCCUGAGUCAGAAUCAGUGACUGGAACAGUCAUGCGUCGGAGAUCGCAUCGACGAGAGUGGAUCAUUGCGAGCUCAGUUCUUGGGGUUGUCGUUAUUCUUGUUGUUAUUAUUGUUCCUUCGGCUAUUUUUGGGACUCGUAACUCGAAGUCUCAGAACAGUGUGCCUGAGCAAUUGAACAUCUAA
This is a messenger RNA of Penicillium soppii, 486 nucleotides long. RefSeq lists its product as uncharacterized. Lineage: Eukaryota; Fungi; Ascomycota; Eurotiomycetes; Eurotiales; Aspergillaceae. The transcript has a single exon. Bases 1 to 486 code for a protein of 161 amino acids. The record is from RefSeq and is a predicted model, not a curated record.